Molecule: messenger RNA, 9253 nt
Organism: Scatophagus argus
Lineage: Eukaryota; Metazoa; Chordata; Actinopteri; Scatophagidae
Gene: plxnb1a
Product: plexin b1a
Exons: 38
Coding region: 371-6910 (2179 amino acids)
Biological process (GO): regulation of cell migration; axon extension; semaphorin-plexin signaling pathway involved in axon guidance
Cellular component (GO): semaphorin receptor complex
Molecular function (GO): semaphorin receptor activity; protein binding
Source: RefSeq, a predicted model, not a curated record
UAACUGUUGUUGAACAGUCAGAAAUGCGCUGGAGACUAGCCUGUCCUGUGCGCUCGCGGCGGUCAAACAACAGCCUCUGUCUCGUGCUUUGACGGGAACACACACACACUCCCACGCCGACACAAACAAAAACAUACACACACAGACACACACGUAUUUCUCGGACCCGGACUUUGUUUUUACUAUUAGGAGAGUUAACGUUACUUUCCCGGCUUUGCGCCGGUUUUUGAAGGGAAACUACCAGUAUCGUUAAGUGGAGCUGCACCUCAUAAGAUACUGCCUGCUUGUUAGCGUGGAUGUGAGCCUCUGUUUCAAUCAACAUCAUGGACGGCUGAUUUACACACUUUGCUGACCCAACAGAAUAUUUGCCAUGCUACAUGGGAAGGCUCUGAAACCCACCCUGCUCUCACUCCUCAUCCUCAUCAUCUUUGACACAGCCCAUGGUCGCUCUUAUCCUCGUUUUUCACGUAAUGACACCGAAUUCCAGCAUCUGGUGCUCCAUCCAGACCCCUCUGUGGGGACAGUUUAUGUUGGGGCACGGGACCACCUCUUCCAGCUGGAUGGAUCAGAUGGACUUCGGCUGGAGCAAGAGGAGAUAACCGGUCCAGUGAGUGAUAGCAAAGACUGCCUUCCCCCAGUCACUGAGCUUAACUGUCCCCAGGCCAGGAGAACCAGUAAUCACAACAAAUUGCUGUUGGUGGAUCCAAAGGCGUUGGAAUUGAUCACCUGCGGCAGCAUCCACCAGGGCACCUGCCAGAAACGAAGCCUGGCAUCGAUAAAGAAGGUUCUCUUUUCCACCGAGAGGCCUGUGGAUACACAGUAUGUUGCGGCCAAUGAUCCAUCUGUAUCAACUGUGGGGCUGGUGGUGGAGCUUCGUGGUGGGGAAAGGACAGUGAUGUAUGUUGGCAGGGGCUAUACUGCCAGCCAUCCGCCCAUAUCUACACGGCACCUUUCAGCAGAGCCCAUCUUUUCCUAUGAGGAGACAGCUAAGCUGGCUGUGGCUGGACGUCUGUCGGAAUAUGACCACCAUUUUGUGAUGGCAUUCACACGGCGCUCUUAUGUGUACUUCUUGUUUUACCGGCGUGACAUCAAGUCAGCAUCAAGAGAGUACCGCACCUAUGCUGCCAGAGUGUGUCUGGACGACACUUCCUACUAUUCGUAUGUGGAAGUUCCUCUUGUCUGUCACUCCCUUUCCUCUCCCUCCAGGACUUACAACCUACUCCAGGCUGCCCAGGUGGGACAAGGUGCAGGCAGGGAAGGCAAGGAUCUGCUGGGAGUCUUCUCCACCCGCAUCAGCUCCACAAACAACAAUCCCCUGGAUGCCUCAGCCCUGUGCGUCUACCCACUGGAUGAGCUUGACAGUCACAUCGACUCCACUCGUGACCUCUGCUACACCCGGGAUGGCCGCUUGGAAGGGAAAGGAGAGCUGGCUUACAUAGAAUAUGAGGUCAAGUCUAGCUGUGCCAAUCUGCCCAUGAAUACUCUUAAGGCAUAUCCCUGCGGCUCUGACCACACCCCAAGUCCAAUGGCAAGCCGGGCACCGUUGGAAGCUAAAGCUGUGUGGCACACUUCAGCUGCCCGCCUCACUGCUGUGGCUGUCAGCAUCAGAGAGGGACACAGCAUCGCCUUCCUUGGAGACUCCAAAGGGACUCUGCACAAGGUAUAUCUUGGCCAAAAUGGCCAGGUGGAGGUAUAUGCCAACAUGACAAUACAGCCCAACUCAGCCAUUAACAGUAACCUUUUACUGGACCAGAAUGGAGCGAACAUCUACAUCAUGACCAAAACUACUGUAGAGAAGCGUCCAGUGGCAGAAUGUGGAGAUCACCUGGACUGUCAGUCCUGUCUGUCUGCCAAAGACCCCUACUGUGGCUGGUGUGUGCUGGAGGGACGGUGUGGCCAGCGAUGGGAAUGCCAGCGAGGGUCCGUACAGGGCCAGUGGCUGUGGAGUUUUAACCAGAUGCAACAGUGUCUCAGUAUCCAGCACCUCAGCCUCUACAACAUCAGCCGUGGGGAGAAAACUGAUAUUACAGUGUCAGUGAAGGGCCUCCCCAGUCUUGGAAAAGGAGAAGCCUACUCUUGCUUCUUCCAGGACACAGAAACUCCUGCUUCACUCACCAACACUGGUGUAAUAUGUUCCACCCCUGAUGCUAGCACUCUGCCUCCCAUCGGCUAUGGAGAUGAGUUUGUGGUGGUGACCCUGUCACUGCGUUUCACAAAUGUGACGGUGGCAGAGACGGAGUUCACCUUCUACAACUGCAGCUUGGUCCAGCAGCUCUCUGGACGCAGGCCAUGCCAAGGGUGCGUCAGCAGUCGUUGGGGGUGUAACUGGUGUAUCCACCAGCAUGUCUGCACACAUAAACACACCUGCAGCCAAGGAGUCACCAUCUAUAACCAAAAUUUCAAACCGCCAACACCCACCAUCCCACCACCCACCAGAACAACCACCCCUAUACCUCCUACUGUUCGGCCUGCUACAACAAAAACACUCAUUACAACAACAACAACACAGAAACCACCCUCAGUGACACCUUCCCCCACCACAGCAGCUGUCCCUUCAACUGCCACUUCAGUGACACCACACACCACCCCUAAUGCUGAAUCCACUUCGCCCCUUACUGCGGCCACCACUUCCCCCUUUGUCAGGAUCUUCACCCAGGCCACCACCAUUAACACUGAUGUCGCCACCGCAGGCGGGUCCCUCUCUGAUGUGGAGGAGGUGACAGAGGGAAUUCGUAGCACUAUACAAGGUUUUUCAGAGGACGUGGACGGAGAAGCCCUGGGUAUCGCCGAUGAAACUCCCCGCACUACAACGCCCGGCAGCGCUGGCGGCCAGGUAGACUCUGACAUGAGAUUUUUAGAGCCAUCUGGCCAAGCGGUGGGCUCUUCUUCUGGUUCAAGCACAACCACGUCCAGUGAAGUGGCCCUUUUAUUAAACUUUUCUGUCAGUAACGACGAGGAAGCCGUUCUUCUGACCAGCUCUGAAGACAGUGACUCACCUCCAUGGCUGAAUGAGUGGGAGAAGCCGGAAGGAGGGACUCACCCUGCAACAGGUUCAUCUGUUGCUGGCUCCAGCAAGAAGUCAUUCAUCUAUACACAAUCACCUAAAACAGUUAUUGACCCCAAUUCUGAAUCUGCGACAAACUACCAAUCAGAUUCUUCUACUGACUCUUAUUUUCUGGAAUGUCCGUGUGUGGAGAGAGUUCAGGAUUCCUCUCUCCUCCCUGUCAACGUUGAGAGGAAAGUGACGCUGGUGGGACAACACCUAAACCUGUUUCAGGAUGAGAGUUUGGACUACGAGUGUGUGCUGGACAUUGAGAAUAAGUCAGUGGUGGUGGAUGCCUCCGUAGAGCCGGAUGCCACACAACCAUCAGUCUUCUUUAUCACCUGCCAGCCCCACCAGUAUGGCUAUUCUGCCUUGAUGGAGGAAUACGCAGCCAUGAUUAACGUGAGGAGGAAAAGCAACUUCCACAUCGACAGCGCUGACGAUCUGUACGUGACUCUGUUCAACUGUUCAGUGGGGCGACAGGACUGCAGCCGGUGUCGUACUGCCGACCCCAAGUAUGGUUGUGUUUGGUGUGGCGGUGCUGCAAGCUCUCGUUGUGUGUACCAGGACUCCUGCACCGAUGAGGUCCAAGACACCUGUCCCGCACCUGUCAUUCACUAUUUGGACCCAGUGUCCGGCCCCAUAGAAGGAGGGACAGUGGUUACUAUUUCAGGUUCUAACCUCGGCCAGCGAGCCCAAGACAUCCAGAACUCAGUCACAGUAGCUGGGGUCCCCUGCAGUGUCAUCCACAGCAGAUAUGAAGUCUCCUCAAGGAUAGUGUGUGAGACUACAAGAAGUGGACGUGAGAAAAGUGGCCAGGCCUCAGUCAAAGUGAGGGGAGGAGGUCUCGGACUGUCGGCUCAGAUCUUCAGCUUCCAGGAUCCUACGCUAAGCAGCAUCUUUCCCCGAAGAGGGCCCAAGGCAGGGGGCUCGUCUCUCACCAUCAGAGGCCGGAGCCUGAGGACCGGACACCCGAGUGAAGUCAGCGUCUUAAUUGGAGGAGUGCCAUGUACGGUGCUAAACAUCCAGGAGGAUCAGAUCAGCUGUCUGACCCGAGGCAGCAACAGAACAGGAGAACACAGCAUCACUGUGCGGUUUGGUGGGGCAGAGCGCCACCUACAGGGUUUGGUGUAUCAUUACACCCCAAACCCCAACAUCACAAUGGCUGCUCCAUCCAAAAGCUUUCUCAGUGGAGGCAGAAUCAUCCGAGUCUCUGGUCAGAACCUGGAUGUGGUCCAAGAGCCCAAAAUGAGGGUCACCCUGAGUCCUCCUGACACUCUCCCCCCGAGGAGGCGAAGGAGCAUCGACAGGAAGGGUGAAGGAUUACUGAACAGAGGACAGGAGCAUCGGAGUCCACUGAAGAGAUGGAGGAGGAUCGUCCCAGAGGCGACCUGUCCCGAGGGCACAGUCUGUCAGAUCAAACAGUACGAGUCUCGCUGCACCGUGAACAGCUCCUCCCUCAUCUCGUGUCCGACUCCAACGGUAGGUCCAGAGGCCAGGAGGGCCAGGGUCAAAGUUCACUUCCUGAUGGACAGCCUCCAUUUUGACUUCAACACCGUAGGGAGCGAGGCCUUCAGCUAUGAGCCCAACCCGCAGCUCUACCCACUGAACCAGAAUGACCCCAGCAAACCGUAUCACCACAAACCGGGCAGCAUCAUCUCUGUUGAGGGAGAGAACCUGGAUCUGGCCAUCUACAAGCAUGAGGUGGAGGCUCGCAUAGGGGAUGGGGUGUGUUCGGUGAAGACCCUGACCCACAACCACUUGUACUGUGAGCCACCGGCCCAGCAGCCCUCAGCCAGCAACAAGCAGGACGGCAUGGACAGUCUGCCUGAGUUCACAGUGAAAAUGGGGAAUCUGAACUUCUCUCUGGGCAGAGUACAGUACGACAGCCAGGCCCAGUCAACAUUUCCUCUAGAGGCUCAAGUGGGAGUCGGGGUGGGAGCCUCCAUCGUGGCUCUCAUUGUGCUCAUCAUAGUCCUCAUUUACAGGAGGAAGAGCAAACAGGCCAUGAGGGACUAUAAGAAGGUGCAGAUCCAGCUGGAGAACUUGGAGACCAGUGUUAGAGAUCGUUGUAAGAAGGAGUUCACAGACCUGAUGACAGAGAUGAUGGAUAUGUCCAGUGAUUUGGUGGGUUCAGGAAUUCCCUUCCUGGAUUACCGGGCGUAUGCCGAGCGCAUUUUCUUCCCAGGCCACCAGGAGUCGCCACUGAGACGAGAUCUGGAUGUUCCUGAGAGUCGGAGGCAGACUGUAGAGCAAGGGCUGGUUCAGCUGUCCAAUCUGCUCAACAGUAAACUCUUUCUCACCAAGUUUAUUCACACUCUGGAGGUCCAACGGACAUUCUCCCCAAGGGACAGGGCUUAUGUGGCCUCUCUGCUCACUGUAGCCCUGCAUGGUAAACUGGAGUAUUUCACAGACAUCCUGAAGACGCUGCUUAAUGAUCUAGUGGAACAGUAUGUGGCCAAGAACCCCAAGCUGAUGCUCAGGAGAACGGAAUCUGUGGUUGAGAAGCUUCUGACAAACUGGAUGUCCAUUUGUCUGUUCACUUUUCUGAGGGAAUCAGCAGGGGAGUCGUUCUACAUGUUGUUCAGAGCAAUAAAGCACCAGGUGGACAAGGGACCUGUGGACGCUGUGACAGGAAAAGCCAAGUACACGCUGAAUGACAACCGGCUGUUGCGUGAAGAUGUGGAGUAUCGCACACUGACCCUAAAUGUUGUGAUGCCAGCUGCAGCGGCCAGUGGAGGCGCUCUUACCCAGACGGUACCUGCCAAAGUGUUGGACUGUGACACCAUCACCCAAGUGAAGGAGAAACUUGUGGAGCAAAUCUGGAAGGGAACCUCCUUUUCCCAGCGACCACACAUUGACUCAUUACACCUUGAGUGGCGUGCAGGUGUUGCAGGUCACCUAAUCCUUUCAGAUGAGGACCUGACGUCAGUAGUGCAAGGCUCAUGGAAGCGCCUUAAUACGCUGCAACACUACAAGGUCCCUGAUGGAGCAACGGUGGCCCUCGUCCCCAGGAGCACCAAACAUCACCUCCAUGACAGCCAUGAUUACAUGCCAGGGGAAAAGACCCCCAUGCUGGAUGAUGGGGAGGAGGGGGGAGUGCGGCUUUGGCAUCUGGUGAAAGCCAGUGAGGAAUCGGAGCUGCCCAAGCACAGGAGAGGUAGUCUGAGGGAGAGGGGAGGCGAGAGGGCGAAGGCGAUCCCCGAGAUCUACCUCACACGACUGCUCUCCAUGAAGGGAACGCUACAAAAGUUUGUGGAUGAUUUAUUCACCGCAAUCCUCAGCACCAGUCGUCCGGUACCUCUGGCUGUCAAGUACUUUUUCGACUUGUUGGACGAGCAGGCUCUGCAGCACAACAUCACUGACCCUGAGACCAUCCACAUCUGGAAGACCAACAGUUUACCACUGCGCUUCUGGAUCAAUAUCCUCAAGAACCCGCAGUUCAUCUUUGACGUGCAGACAUCAGACCAUGUGGAUGCUGUGCUGUCCGUCAUUGCCCAGACCUUUAUGGAUUCCUGUACCAUUGCUGACCACAAACUGGGACGGGACUCUCCCAUCAACAAGUUGCUGUAUGCCAGAGACAUCCCGCGCUACAAACAGAUGGUGGAGAGGUACUACGCAGACAUCCGUCAAACCAUCUCCGCCAGUGACCAGGAGAUGAACUCUGCUCUAGCAGAACUCUCACGUAAUUAUACUGCUGAGGUCAACUGCCUUGUUGCUUUACAUGAGCUGUACAAGUACAUCAACAAAUACUAUGAUCAAAUUAUCACAGCUCUGGAAGAGGACUCCACAGCCCAGAAGAUGCAGCUUGGUUACAGGCUCCAACAGAUUGCUGCUGCUGUAGAAAACAAAGUCACAGACCUAUGACCCCAAGGACCCAAUAGAUUUUUCUUUUGACCUUGAAGACAUGAAGAUGACGGAAAAACGUUCCGUCUCCUUGAGGAAAAAAAAAAUCUUUUUUAAGACAAAGGAGGACAGCAGAAUUUUUUGGCACAUGGCGUGAUUUUGUUGCUAUUUUUGACAUACUGAUUUUCAGUGAAGGGAGAAAUGAUCUUCACAGAAUCACUGACACUGGCCGUGUUUCUUGUCCUGUAUCCAGGAGGUGCAGUAAGACUGCCUUGAGCUUUCCACAGGUCCUAACACUGGGAGUUAAAUGACACUGCUGUGAAGGGAAAGAAGAAAAGAGAAAAUGUGAAACCAAGUAAAUCAAAAGAAAGGAGUUUCCUCUGACAUCUCCUCUAAGGAUUUCUCUUGUUGAAUUCAAACUAAAGGGAGACAUAAUAUGAAAAAAAAAGAGAUCUUUUUGUUUUUCCUACAUAUCUCGGUGGACUUGAAGAUUUUCCUGACGAACUGCACAGAACAUUCCUACAGAUUUACAGCUACACUUAUCAGUCUUCUGCUGAGACAUGGACGCUGUAGGUGUGCUGGAUGAGAACAUUGUGAACGAGUGGUAAAAGGGAACAGGAGGUCUUAAGCGUCGACGGCUGUGGAGUUUUCUACCGUGUCGUGUUAAAGUCUUAUGUAAGGACAAAUGGAUGACACUGUUGUGCUAUGGAGGCCUGAGCAACCGCUCAGCAUGUUUGAAGGAUGUUUUUUAUCUGCUUCUGCUUCUCCUGAAAUCAUUUGACCAAGUCUUACUUGAUGAAGUUUAAUGAGUUUUUAUUGGACAGUUUGUUGUUCUGUGUAAACAAUUUCCCAGACAAAGUUUUCCCUUCAUUUCAAAGCUUCACCUUAGACCUUUUACUGCAGUUUACAGUGGCUGCCUGGCGUAGUGGGAUCUUUAAACCAGUGUUUUCUAAGUGUUGAUUUAGUACUCUCAAACUGCUUUCUUCUCAUGAUGACCUACAGCUAUUGUGAAUGUUCCUUUUCUUAGGUAACAUGUGGCAUUUGUUUUCUAUUACCUAAGACAAUUUGACAGAGGUACUGACAGCUGACUCAUUACCUGAUCCGUCCUCAAGAAAACCGUGGAAGGAGAAUCUUGUACUCAACUUCAACUACAUUAGACAAUAGCCAUAACAGUUUGUAAUUUGUGUGAAAAAGACGAUCCUUUCACUAGAGAAAGUCCAAGCCUGACUUAUAUAAAUAUAUGAAUAAUUCACAAAGAAGUGAGUAAUAAUAAUGAAUAAUGAAUUCUAUGUUUUUUAUUUUCUGUUUUACUGCCAGCAACAUUUGUUUCUGUUCAGCAGGAUGUUUAUAUGUGAGGUUCUGUUGAAGGAUUGUAAAUCCUGAGGUGACUUUAACAUGAAUAAUGUGGAAUUCAGCUAUGACAUUUAUAUAGUCUUUUUCAUAUAUGUGCAUUUUAUUGAUUUAUUUAAAUUCCUUUGUCCAAUUUUUGGGUUAUUCUUUCUUGAAUUUAAGUCAGGUUUGAUCUUCCAUAUUUCUAAGAUGUUUUGGCUAUUUUCUAUACUGUCUUUUCUGUAUUUGGAUUUACACACAACCAGACGGAAGUUGGACUUUGCAGCCUUUUUCACGCAAACAUAUCACGCUGACCAAACAGCUGUGCCCUGAUUUUAAGCUUUAAUUUGCAUUUCUGUCAUUGGUGUGGAUGCCAGAUUAUGACAGUAUUAGGACAGAGCACUUGUUUAUCUUCCUUUUCUCUCAAGACUUAAAUCAGACAGCAUGAUUAACGAACAAAGGUGCUCGUGUUCCCUGUUGCUCUGUGAGGCCACAUGUGAAAGUCUUUUACUAGUUUUAUCCAAUUUAAUUUAUUUUUAAUUUAUUUUAAUGCUUAUUUUAGUUGAUAUUUGACAUAUAAAAUAAUUGUGCUUAUACCCCUCUUUUUUUUUUUUUUUGAGUCUUUGUCAUUUUUGUACCUUAUGGUAUUUCUUUUUACAUCCUUUGAUUUACAGCCAAAAUGGUUGUGAGAAGUUCAGUGGUGAGAACAAAAUCAAAUUCACAGCCAGCUGUCAUGACAUUCUGAUACAAUUUCAAUAUCUCCUUUUUAUUUUACAUCUAUUUUAGGGGCAGUAGGGAAAAUCAUUUUUAAUGUUACAAACAGUUAUUCUGUACAUUCACUAUUCUUUGCCAUGCGCAUUAGUGUUGCCUGUGGCUAACUUGUGUAUUCAAAGCUCCAUUCUGAUGUUUUACUGUUUUCCUGUAGAUACAUACUGCUCUGAAAUAAUCCAGACUUUAGUGUUAUCUGACUAAUUAAUAGGAUGAACCUAACAACAACUUAAUGUGAUGCAAUAAAGUGGUCCCACAGUUAGUGAA